Anisakis simplex (herring worm) is the source of this 477-nucleotide messenger RNA. NCBI's taxonomy places the organism in Eukaryota, Metazoa, Nematoda, Chromadorea, Rhabditida, Anisakidae. The record is from the annotation of a GenBank genome assembly.
AUGGAUCUGACCUCAGACUCGAUUGAAACGCUAUCGUCGCCCGAACCGUUCAGCAGUAACAGUUCACGAUCACCACAUUCCAGUCCAGAACUGAAAUUCUCCAUUCAGAAUAUUCUCGAUCCGGAUUUCGGAAAGCAUGUAAAAGGCUCAAAAGCGAGUAGUUCGAACAGUUCACAAGAGAAUAUCGGUAUACCAUUCCCUGCUUGGAUUUAUUGUACGCGCUAUUCGGAUCGACCAAGUUCUGGUCCGCGAUGUCGUCGAACAAAACGAAAAGACUCAAUCCAUCCAAGUGAGGACGAGAAACGACCUCGGACUGCGUUUACGGCCGAACAAUUGGAGCGAUUGAAGGAGCAGUUCAUGGAUAAUCGAUACUUGACAGAGAAACGACGUCAGGAACUAGCUCAUGAACUCGGUCUUAACGAAUCGCAAAUCAAAAUCUGGUUUCAGGUACGCUUUUCACAUCGUUUAUUUCACUGA